UCUUAGUGUUUUCUGCAUUCUGUCCCAGCGGAUCUGAUUCCUGUUCUGAAGAACUGAAGUUCAGCAUCGUUAGUUAAAUUCAGCUGCUGCCUGACUGUACACCACAGCAAAGGCUUUGGAGACAUUUCACAGUUAAAACUAUAAUGACUUUCUUGGAGUGUAAUCCCAGUGGAGGCUGUUCUACAUAUAGCCUGAAAGAAUACUUAACUACCAUCAGCAAUUCUGCAGAGACCUUGUAAAAAACACACUUUACACCAAACAACUGAGUGAUUCUGAGUUGGUUGGGGGAACCUUAGUUGUAGAUAUCAAUUUACCUUCUUGAAGACUCAACCACUGCUACUCAGAGAGCUGCUGCUGAAAUACCAUGUCUAAGAACUCAGAGUUCAUCAAUCUGUCAUUUUUAUUGGAUCAUGAGAAGGAAAUGAUCCUGGGCGUCCUAAAGAGAGAUGAAUAUUUGAAAAAAGUGGAGGACAAGAGAAUAAGGAAGCUGAAAAAUGAACUCUUAGAAGCAAAACGUAGAAGUGGGAAAACUCAACAAGAGGCCAGCAGAGUUUGUGUUCACUGUCAGAGAAACCUGGGCCUAAUCUUUGACCGGGGAGACCCUUGUCAGUCUUGCUCACUGAGGGUAUGCAGGGAGUGUCGAGUUGCAGGCCCUGAUGGCAGCUGGAAGUGCACUGUCUGUGACAAAAUCGCGCAGCUAAGGAUUAUAACUGGUGAGUGGUUUUUUGAAGAAAAGGCAAAACGUUUCAAGCAAGUCAAUGUUCUCGGCACUGAUGUUGUCCGACAGUCCAUUUUAAGAAGAAGUCCAGGAGCUGAAGAAGUACAGAGCCAAGAGCAAACCUGCCAGGAUGCAGAAGAGUCAGACACUUCACCUGUUGCUGGGAAGAAGGCCAGCCAUGAUGGACCCAAGAGAAAGGGAUUUCUUCUUAGCAAGUUCAGAUCAGCAACCAGAGGAGAAAUCAUAACUCCCAAAACUCAAAGUGGGCGGAGCUAUAGCUUGGACUUAGACGGUCAACAUUUUAGGAGUUUAAAGUCAGCUCCUGGUUCAGACAGGGGAAGCACUGGCUCAUCAGAUCUCAAUGACCAAGAAGCUGGUUCUAGGACCCCAAAGAGCAGUAGGAGCAGUGGUGUCACCCCAGUCACUCAGAGGUCUCCAGCCCCAAGCACACGAAGUGUGACCUCAGUCAUUAGUAGAGAGUAUGGUUUUGAAAAUUCCACAGAUUUGGCUGCUCUUGAAGGUACCUCUCAGGAGUUCACAAAGAGUCACCGCAGAAACACUUCUGGCACACCUUCCAUAGCAGUGUCUGGAACCUCUCUCUCCUCAGAUCGGAGUCGAUCUGAGUUAGAUUUGAGUGAGUCAUUUACAGAAGACUUAGAGGAUACAGUAAGCAUAAGAAGCAAGUCUGUCCCUGGGACUUUAGACAAGGACUCCUUGGAAGAGACUGAAGAAAGCAUUGAUGCCUUAGUGUCCUCGCAGUUAUCUACAAACACCCACAGUCUGGCAAGUGGCCUAUCAACUAAUUCUCAAGCAGGUUCUGACAGGAAGUGGACCUACCUAAAUGUGCCUGAUGCUGACUCAGACACUACCAGUCUUAACAGCAUGAUGAGUGUUUACAGUGAAACCGGAGACUAUGGCAACGUGAAAGUCAGUGGUGAAAUCCUUCUCCAUAUCAGCUACUGCUACAAAACUGGUGGGCUCUACAUUUUGGUCAAGAAUUGCAGAAAUCUGGCCAUAGGAGAUGAAAAGAAACAGAGGACAGAUGCUUAUGUCAAGUCAUACCUUCUUCCUGACAAGUCCCGGAACAACAAGCGUAAGACCAAAAUCAGAACAGGCACCAAUCCAGAAUUCAAUGAAACACUAAAGUACACCAUCAGCCAUACCCAGCUGGAAACAAGAACUCUGCAGCUGUCAGUCUGGCACUAUGAUCGAUUUGGACGUAAUAGCUUCCUCGGGGAAGUAGAGAUUCCUUUUGACUCAUGGAACUUUGAAAAUCCAACUGAUGAGUGGUUUGUGCUUCAACCCAAGGUGGAGUUUGCUCCUGAUAUUGGCCUUCAAUACAAAGGAGAGCUGACAGUUGUUUUACGUUACAUUCCCCCGGAAGAGAAUCUGAUGCUUCCGCCAGAACAACUCCAAGGAAAUAAGACUUUUAAAAAGGGAAAGAAGAAGGAGUCACCUGUAAUCUCUGGAGGAAUACUAGAAGUGUUCAUCAAAGAAGCAAAGAAUUUGACAGCAGUGAAGUCAGGAGGCACUUCUGAUAGCUUUGUGAAGGGCUACCUGCUCCCUGAUGAUAGCAAAGCCACCAAGCACAAAACUCUGGUAAUAAAAAAGAGUGUUAACCCUCAGUGGAAUCAUACAUUCAUGUUCAGUGGCAUCCAUCCCCAGGAUAUAAAGAAUGUUUGCCUAGAACUUACCAUCUGGGACAAGGAGGCCUUUUCCAGCAACAUUUUUCUGGGAGGAGUUCGUUUGAAUUCUGGAAGUGGUGUGAGCCAUGGGAAGAACGUGGAUUGGAUGGACUCUCAGGGGGAAGAGCAGCGCCUUUGGCAGAAGAUGGCCAACAACCCUGGAACUCCUUUUGAGGGUGUACUCAUGCUUCGUUCCAGCAUGGGAAAGUGUAGACUCUAGAGGGACCAGUUCUCCAAGAAUGAGGCCACCAGGGCCUAUCUGGCUGUCUUUUCCUACCAGUAGCAAACUGAGACCUGGGAUUCUGCUUCCCUGCCAUUUCUCAUCUGACAGUAUCGGGACAUGAAGGGAGAGAUGUCAGUAGUAUGAACAUUUAGGGUCUUGUUGAGUGCCUAAAAAACAUAUAUUUUCUUCCAAUCAGGGCCUUCUUGAUUGGAUGAUAGAAAGUGUACUACUCUGUCCUGUCAACGAGCAAAUUGUGCAAAGGUUUAUAGGGUUUAUACCAUAAAAGAAAUGGCACAAGCUCAUUUGAAACGACAAUUGAGAUUGGGGUCCUCCAUUUGCUAAUUAUAAGUUACUUUAGAUUUUCUCAAAUCCUUUGAAGAGAAAGGGGACCACUGAGAAGGUAGAUCACUUGAAAAGUUAGAAGAAAUGAUACUGGCCAACUGUUGCUCACCCUAGGAAUCCACAUGCUCUCAAGAAGGCAUUGUGGGGAUGGUUGCUUGAGCAAGGGGGUUGUCCUGUUAUUGCAGCAAACUUGUGUAUUAACCAAGUAGUAUUUCAAGAUGGACUGACAGGGCUUUCUAUGAUUACUAUAUAAUUUAUCAUCUAAAUCAGUUUAUUUUUGAGAACAAAGAGACCUAAAUAACUACAUCAGAACAAUUGAUGUUGAUUAGAAUUGACCUGGGAAAAUUGGGAUGUAGGGUAACCCUACUGAUGACCUAAGAGAGCUCUGUUGUAAACAUUUAUUUUAUAAAAUGUUCUAAGCCAUUAACUAAAGGGGAAUGAGAAAUAAUGGUCAAUUGAUGUACCUUUUCACAUUGUGUUCAUUGAUGAGACUAGUUUAAUGAAAAAGGAGGUACUCUACCUGCUAUUUUACUUCUGUUUCUCUUCUGCCCUGUUAUGGGAGAGAAUCAAGGACUCCAUCUGCUCUCUCCCCCCUUGUCUUCUCCUUCGUUGAGUUUUUCUUAUCUCCUUUUGCAGUGGUUAACCAUUGUCACAAUAAUGCUGAAUGAAAAAAACACACCAAAUGUCAGUGGCUUAAAAUGACAAUCCUUUUUCUCAUAGUUCUGAAGACUGGCUAUGGCACCUCUGCUUCCUGCUACAGGCCUGAGGUUCUAGGUUGGCUUCUUAUGCCUCAUCCUCUUUGAGCCCAAGGGAUAGCCAGAGCAUCUGGAUGGCAGAAUUGCAAUAGGAUGAGCCCCACUGCUCGGGUACAUUUUCAGCCCCUGGUUGUGUCAUGUCUACUGAUAUCUCAUUGGUCAAAGGAAGUCAGAUGGCCAACAUGAAGAGGCAGGGAAAUAUGCACUGCCCACAGUGAUGCCAUGACAAGAGUGAGGAUGCAGGAAGGGAUGAAGAAUUGGGGCCAACAGUUCAAUCUACCAUAUCUUCUCUCACUUGGAAUUCCAGAUGCUUGAGCCACGAAACUUAGAUGCAAAGAAAGUUAAAGCUAGAAGGAACCUCAGGCCCAGUUCCUCAUUUUGCAGAUUCCAAACGUGAAUUUCAGAGAGCUGAGAUAACUUGCCCAAGGCCAUAUAGAGGCUGUGACUAAAUCUGGACUUAAAUGCAGGCUAUCAAUCUUAGGCCAGUGUUCUUUUUUCACUACAGUCCUUGGCAUAAUGCUAUGCUUAUUAAGGUGGAUAAGAGGGCAUAUGUCAAGAAAUUUGAAGCAGAGUCCGAUUACUUGAGCAUGAACAUACCUGACCAAGGUAUGUUCUGGAGUCAUAUUCUAGCCUCUGAGCUCAUUUUUUUCAUAUGAAUUCAUAUAAAAUCCUUGAAAGUUUAGAAACUGAGUUUUAGUAGUAACAGAGCUAGAAUCAGCUUCAGGCUUAUUUCUGCUAGUUGUUCCAUAUUUCUAGAUUUCCUCUUGAAUUUUGAAAACUGAUUUAAGAAUAUAUUUAGUAUUAUUAUUAGUAAGGGAAUAAGCAAUCCAAUUUCAAUUUUAUUCAGAAAUAGGUCACCUAAUUCUAGAAAAUGGUUAUUAGUCUAGUGUCGCUUAGCAAGGUACUUAAAAGAAAAAACUGCACAUAUCCCUGUGCUGCACUUCUUAAAAACAGAAAACAAAAAGUGUAAGAUCAUCAUUGCUUCCCACAUAGGAAAAAUAAAAUGUCUUCAGACUUGAUGUGA
Messenger RNA from Macaca mulatta (Rhesus monkey), 4747 nucleotides. RefSeq names its product synaptotagmin like 5 (gene SYTL5). NCBI's taxonomy places the organism in Eukaryota, Metazoa, Chordata, Mammalia, Primates, Cercopithecidae. Gene Ontology annotation, molecular function: phospholipid binding; small GTPase binding; neurexin family protein binding. Gene Ontology annotation, biological process: intracellular protein transport; exocytosis. Gene Ontology annotation, cellular component: exocytic vesicle; plasma membrane. The record is from RefSeq and is a predicted model, not a curated record.